Molecule: messenger RNA, 1122 nt
Organism: Aspergillus heteromorphus CBS 117.55
Lineage: Eukaryota; Fungi; Ascomycota; Eurotiomycetes; Eurotiales; Aspergillaceae
Product: iron/ascorbate family oxidoreductase
Exons: 6
Coding region: 1-1122 (373 amino acids)
Molecular function (GO): dioxygenase activity
Source: RefSeq, a predicted model, not a curated record
AUGCCUGCUAGAAUAAUCGACAGAUAUGAUCAUGUCCCUGUGACCAAGGAAAGCCUCGACUGGGCCGAGCUGAUUACCCUGGACCUGAGUCAGUAUGACCAGCCUGGUGGCAAGGAAGACCUGGUCAGGCAGCUGGAACAUGCUGUUCGACACGUGGGCUUCUUCUACGUAAAGAACUUCAACAUCACCCAAGACGAAAUCGAUCGCCAGUUCGCUCUUGGUCGGGAGUUCUAUGCUCUCCCUCUCGAGGAAAAGCUCAAGUACCACAGCAGCAAGGAUCUUGAAGUUGGGGAGUACAACGGGUACAGACCGGCCGGUCACCGCGUACUUGGCAAUGGAAUCAAGGACAAUGUACAAGUCUACAAUAUCCCGAAGUUCGAUGGCUACCACACCAGACAACAACCACCGGUUGUUGCAGACAACAUCCAGGAAGUUGAAGCUUUCAGUCGGAAAUGCCACACAGAAGUAGUCGAGAAGCUCCUCCGCCUCUUCGCCAUUCUACUUGAACUUCCAGACGAGGACCAACUCGUCCGCGACCACCAGUACGACAUAAAAGGCGAAGACCAUCUUCGCUACAUGCACUAUGCCGCUCGAGGCGCUGAGGAGAACGAAAAGGUCGGCGAAAUGUAUAUUCCAGGCCACACGGAUCUGGGGACCGUGACUCUGCUCUUCCGCCAGCCUGUUGCAGCUCUGCAGAUUCUCAACUCGGAGGGCAACUGGAAAUGGGUGCGUCCCCAGGACGGAACCAUCACGAUCAACACCUGCGAUGCGUUGACAGCUCUCACGGGCGGAUUCAUCAAGUCGAGUAUCCACCGUGUUCAUGUGCCACCUGCUGAUCAAGCCCAUGUUGAUCGCUUGGGCGUGUUGUAUUUCGCGAGGCCCAACAACCACGUUGUUCUGGAUCCUAUCACGAACAGCCCUCUCCUCAACAGACUUGGACUCACACAGAAUGUCUUUACUGAGCUUGGUAAGCACUUGACCACUGAGCAAUGGGUCAAGGUCCGCCAGACACAGCAGCAGAGGCGCAAUAAAGAGGCGACGGUCUCCAAUGAUGGGAAGUUUACCUAUGGCUCCAAGGAUCUAGAGAUCAUCCCAGGGCUUCAGGCCAAGAUUUACAAUUAG